Pangasianodon hypophthalmus (striped catfish) is the source of this 2528-nucleotide messenger RNA. It is a transcript of the gene amacr, whose product is annotated as alpha-methylacyl-CoA racemase. Gene Ontology annotation, biological process: bile acid metabolic process. Gene Ontology annotation, molecular function: alpha-methylacyl-CoA racemase activity. The coding region runs from base 1166 to 2455 and encodes 429 amino acids. NCBI's taxonomy places the organism in Eukaryota, Metazoa, Chordata, Actinopteri, Siluriformes, Pangasiidae. The record is from RefSeq and is a predicted model, not a curated record. Gene Ontology annotation, cellular component: mitochondrion. The transcript has 5 exons.
GUUACCCUUGCCCUGGUUUGGAGUCUGUUUUUUUUGGAAGGUACGUUUGAAGCGUGUGUUUUCUUUUUCAGGAUUUAGUUAAUGUAUUUUUAUUAACUGGUCUUUGCAGUGUUUGUGCAGCAGCUGAAAAUGUGUUAUAUAGUUUUUUUGGUCGUUGUUUAAAUUUCCAAACAUGGCGUAAUGAACUAUGACCUGAGUAAGUUAGGAUAGUUUGCUAUCAGUCAGUAAUCACAGUCCUUCUCACAUUGUGCAUUUUAUCCCACUUAAUGUUUUCUCAGCAGAAGAAAACAGAUCACAUCUAUUAAGUGACAUUAUUUAUGUGCACACAUUUACAGGUCGCAUUCAUUUGAAGUCAUGUUAAUCCUGAGUUUGCUCUUUUCCUGAUUCAUUUUUUAAGAGAUGAUAUAAAUUUUAUUCUAUUGCUAGCUUCAUUUUAUAGAAAUUUACUCAAAACUAAAUUUUGUGAUAGGCUGAAGUAGCAGUCAUUAUUAUUUUGCUCAAUAUUGACUUGAUCAUGAUUGUAUGUUUCACAAUCAUUCAUGAUUUAGGGACAGAUGAGUUUUAUUGCACUAUGUAAAAACUGGUUGUAAUUCCUACUUGGUUAAUACAAUAUUUCUGUUAAACUGCUUGAAUUAAAGCUGAAAGUCUACACUUCAAUCUCAUCUUGAUUGCUUCAUUUCAAAUCCAUUGUGGUGGUAUACAGAGGCAAAAUUAUGAAAAUUGCAUCACUGUCCAAAUACUUAUGGACCUGACUGUACAUACCACCAAAUAAAGCCAAAAAUCUAGUCUUUGGAUGAUGUUAGAAAUAAAUUGUUUAUUUUGCAUAUAUAAUAAGCUAUAUAUAAUGUGGUUUAAUGUUCUUAAUGGGGUUCCAUUCUACUUGGUGUGGUUUAUAAGGUCUAGAUAGAUAGAUAGAUAGAUAGAUAGAUGAGUAAAUUAAGAUGUAAAUGAUAUCAUCAUGACACAUAAAAUUGCAUAUAUCAAGGAACAACAUUUUAGAGAUAAAAUAUCUUAAAAUUUGUGCAUUGCGCAAAAGAUGAGUUUUAAUAUGUUUAUAUUUAAUAUAAUAUAAUAUUAUAGAUGCCAUUUAUACCAAACUCAUCAUUUCUACCCAUAGUGCCUUAUGUUUAUUUAAUUUUUUUUCAGGUUGUUUUUGUGAACUAACAUGUCUGCAUCUGUGAGUUUACUUAUCAGCUAUGCUGACUCUGUGAUUUUUGUUAUACUCUGUAAAUGUGUGUAUUGUUUUGUUCAGUGUGUGUGUGUGUGUGUGUGUGUGUGUGAGAGAGAGAGAGAGAGAGAGAGAGAGAUGGCGCUAUCUGGAGUGCGUGUGAUUGAGUUAGCCGGACUCGCUCCAGCACCCUUCUGUGGAAUGAUCCUGUCUGAUUUCGGGGCCCGAGUGAUCCGUGUAGAUCGGACAAAGGUCACCAUGGCGAUGGACUCACUAGCAAGAGGCAAACAGUCCGUGGCCUUGAACCUGAAGAGUCCACAGGGCGUGGCCGUGCUGAAAAAACUGUGCAUUCAGUCAGACAUAGUUCUUGAACCUUACCGGAAAGGGGUGAUGGAGAAGUUGGGUUUGGGUCCUGAAGAGCUGCUGAAGGAAAAUCCUCGCCUUAUUUAUGCUCGACUCACAGGAUAUGGCCAGAGCGGCUCCUACGCCAAAACUGCAGGACACGACAUUAACUACCUGGCCAUGUCAGGACUGCUGUCCAUGUUGGGCCGCAGCUCGGAGAAGCCCUAUGCCCCGCUGAACUUGGUGGCUGACUUUGCAGGAGGAGGCCUGAUGUGUGCUUUAGGGAUCGUUCUGGCUUUGCUGGAGAGAAGCAAGUCAGGCCAGGGCCAAAUCAUCGAUGCUAGCAUGGUGGAGGGAGCAGCGUAUGUGGGUUCCUUCAUGUGGAAGUCUCGCAGUCUUGGUCUGUGGAACCGGCCUCGUGGGGAGAACAUGCUGGACAGUGGCGCUCCGUUCUACGACACGUAUCAGACCUCUGAUGGGAAGCACAUGGCUGUGGGGGCCAUCGAACCUCAGUUCUAUGAUCAACUGAUCCAAGGCCUUGGAUUGGAUGCUGCGUCCCUCCCACCGCAGAUGAGCUUCUCUGAUUGGCCGGAGCUUAGGCAGACAUUCGCCCGGGUGUUUGCAGAGAAGACUCAGGCAGAAUGGAGCAGGAUCUUCGACGGGACGGACGCCUGCGUGACCCCGGUGCUACCUCUGGAUGAAGCCGGGUCACAUCCACAUAACCGAGAGAGGGGUUCGUUUCUGAUGGACGCUCAGGAUGAGGUCAGUCCUCGCCCUGCACCUGUCCUGUCUCGCACCCCGGCUCGGCCGUGUCUGUCUCGUGACCCUGUCGUGGGUGAACACACUCGCUCCGUGCUGGAGGAAUACGGCUUUGAUCCGGCUCAUAUCGAACAGCUGCUGUCAGCCGGCGUGGUGGAGUGCAACAAAGCCAAAGCACGUCUCUAAGACGAUGAAGCAGCAGCAUCACUGGUGAAUCAUUCACCACACACGCGCACACACACACACACACACACACACA